Molecule: messenger RNA, 793 nt
Organism: Mucor mucedo
Lineage: Eukaryota; Fungi; Mucoromycota; Mucoromycetes; Mucorales; Mucoraceae
Exons: 2
Coding region: 303-746 (147 amino acids)
Source: RefSeq, a predicted model, not a curated record
AAAGAGAUGAUCUUGUGUAACGGAUGGUUUCACCAAUGAAAAAUCUCACAGCUGAUGUGCAAAAAUUUAACAGGACAAAAACUAUAAACCCUACACCACAUAUAAGGGGUUCAGUUAUAUGUGAUCACACUCGGUUUCUUAAUCGAGAUUUGCCUCUUAACCUUGUUUCUUACAGCAUAGUAACGUCAUGGAAUCCGUACAAAAAGAAAAAGAAAAAAAAGACAAGUCACAAAAACUCCGUGCACUGGUGAGAAAAUGUUGCUCUCUUUUAAUCAUCUUGUUGUUUACUUGAUUCCUAAAAUAUGAGAUUCGGUUCAUUAAGUGCGGAAUUAGAUGCCAUUACGAGAGAGUUUGAUUACGGCAUCGUUCCUGGAUCAGCCACUGUGUUUGUCAAGGAUGAGGUGAACUGCAUUGGACGCCUGGAUCUGACGUUAUUAGAAGGUGUCAUGAUUGUCUUGGAGGUAACUGAUCAAGGCUACAAGGUUACAUCUUGCUCUCCACUUUGCAAUGUGGAUCCCGCACUGUCAACAGCACAAACAGUGCAAGCGCAUUUAGAAGCUCCUUUCGAAAGCAUGGAAAACUUACUAAUGACCAUUUCUCCCAUGUUUCGUGCUCGUUUUCAACAAGCUCUUUAUGACAAACUCCAAAGUGUGCAAGCACAGCAACAAUUGGAUACACCCUUGUUUGACACAACUGCCAGCAAUGACCAUAAUCCCUUUGAUGAACUAAACCAUUGGAUGAAUUAACUUGUAAUAAAAAUAAAGAAAGGCAGUGUAUAUAUAUUUGUAUAAAA